AUGACUGCUGAUGAUGCUAUGCAAUCAGACGACCUGAUCCAAGGUCAGUGUUAUGUUAAAGAUAGAUUUCUAACUGUACUAUAUGACUCGGGUGCAUCGCAUUCCUUUAUUUCUUUAACUGUUGCUAGUGAGUUGGGACUAGAUUUCUCUGAGUUGAACUUUGAUCUAAUUAUCCAUACACCUGCAUCCCAAAAUGCUUUGACCAGUUUAGCAUGCCUGCAAGUACCAUUCACCAUUAGGAAUAGGACUUUUAUACAUGAUCUAAUCUGUUUGCCUCUAUGUGGUUUAGAAAUUAUUUUAGGAUUAGAUUGGUUAUCUAAGUAUCAUGUUUUCCUUGAUUGCUAUGAGAGAAUUGUUGUUAUUCCAUCUGAUAGUUUAGAUAUUAAACCAUUUUUGUCUCAUACUUUAUAUCUGAAUUUCGUAAGAGUUACCUUAGACGGGAGUGAUUAUGAGGGAUACGUUCUGUUAGCGGCUAGCUCAAAUGACAGUGAACUAAGUUUAGAACGAAUUCAAGUGGUGAAGGAAUUUCCUGAUGUUUUCCCAGACGACAUACCUGAGUUUCCUCCUCGGCGAGAGAUAGAAUUCAGCAUUGAACUUGUACUUGGAACCAGAUCGAUUUCCAUAACACCGUACCAGAUGUCACCAUUGGAACUUGAAGAAUCAAAGAAGCAGUUGGAUGAGCUACUUGGAAAGAAAUUUAUUCAUCCCAGUGCAUCACCUUGGGGAGCUCCAGUAUUGCUAGUAAAGAAGAAGGAUGGUGGAAUGAGACUUUGUGUAGAUUACGACAGCUAA
Arachis stenosperma is the source of this 792-nucleotide messenger RNA. RefSeq lists its product as uncharacterized. Lineage: Eukaryota; Viridiplantae; Streptophyta; Magnoliopsida; Fabales; Fabaceae. The record is from RefSeq and is a predicted model, not a curated record. Bases 1 to 792 code for a protein of 263 amino acids. The transcript has a single exon.